AUGGGUUCUCAAUCAGUCAGCCUCGACCUGCGCGGCCUCACCCCCGCGCCCAUCACCCCCUUCACCAAGGACGGCAAAGUCGACUACGACGCCAUCCAGCGCCUCGGGUCCUGGCUCGGCAGCAUCCCCGGCGUGAAAGGCCUCGUCGUUCUCGGCCACGCGGGCGAGGGCACCUUCCUCACGCAAGACGAGCAGGUCGCCGUCAUCAAGGCCUUCGUCAAGUCCGUCUCCAACCGCAUCCCCAUCAUCGCGGGCAUCACGGGCGAGGGCACCGAGGUCGCCGCCCUGGAGGCCAAGCGCGCCCGCGAGGCCGGCGCCGCUGCCGGCCUGCUGUACCCCUCCCACGGCUGGCUCCGCUUCGGCUACCAGCCUGGCGCGCCGCAGGACCGGUACAAGGUCGUCUACGAGGUCAGCGGCCUGCCCCUGAUCCUCUUCCAGUACCCGGACGCCACCAAGGCGACGUACAACCUGCAGACGCUGCUCGACAUCUCGGCGCAGCCGGGCGUGUUCGCGAUGAAGAACGGCGUGCGGAACAUGAGGCGCUGGGACACCGAGAUCCCCGUCAUCCGCAGGGAGAGGCCCGACCUGCAGGUCCUCACGUGCCACGACGAGUACUUGCUGCACACCGUUUUCGAUGUCGAUGGCAUGCUCGUCGGGUACGGAAACAUUGCGCCCGAGCAGCUCAUCGAGAUGAUCAAGGCCGGCAAGGCGAAGGAUUAUCCCAAGGCGCGCGAGAUUCACGACAGGCUCCUUCCCGUGACCAAGGCGGUCUACCACAGGGGGUCGCACAUGGAGGGCACCGUGGCGUUGAAGCACGCGCUCGUUGCGCGGGGCAUUUUGGAGCAUGCGACCGUUAGAUCGCCUUUGCUUCCUCUGGAGGACGGUGCGGAAGGCGAAAUUCAUGCGGCGAUCUCUUCUGCGGCCCUGGCGAGGGUGAAAUAA
Molecule: messenger RNA, 942 nt
Organism: Colletotrichum karsti
Lineage: Eukaryota; Fungi; Ascomycota; Sordariomycetes; Glomerellales; Glomerellaceae
Product: dihydrodipicolinate synthetase
Exons: 1
Coding region: 1-942 (313 amino acids)
Molecular function (GO): 4-hydroxy-tetrahydrodipicolinate synthase activity
Source: RefSeq, a predicted model, not a curated record